GGAGCGGGCGGCUGCCGUGCGUGCCUGCCAGCCAGCCGGAGCCCCGGGCGGACGCGGCGGGCGGCAGUCGGGUUGAGGGACGCGGCGGGGGUUCCAGCUGCCCUCCGCAGCUCGAGCACCCCACUUCCUUCCCUCCCCUCCCUUGCGCUCCGGCCUGGGGUCUCGGGGCGGGGAGCGGAGGGAAGGGACGACGGAGGAGGAGGAGGGUUCGCGGAGUAAGGGGCGGAGGGGGUCCCGGCGCGGGGCGAAGCGCGCGCUGCCUCUCGCUCUCCCGCCGCUGCCUGUGCCUCCUCGCGCGGUGCCGCGGCCCUGGGGCGCCCGCACUAUGCAGGGGGACUGUCGGCCGCCGCGAUGGCGAGCCGGGCGGUGGUGAGAGCCGGGAGCAGCCCUCAUCGUCUCCUAGUCCGGGCCGCGGCCGCCGCCCCCGCCCGGGCCGCGCUCCCCCUCUCCCGCUCCUGCCCCCUCCCUCCCCGCUCCGACUCCUCCUCCCGCAUGCCUCUGUUCCUCCUCCUCUUACUUAUCUUGCUCCUGCUUCUCGAGGACGCCAGAGCCCAGCAAGGUGAUGGAUGUGGACAUACUGUACUAGGCCCUGAAAGUGGAACCCUAACGUCCAUAAACUACCCACAGACCUAUCCUAACAGCACCGUUUGUGAAUGGGAGAUCCGUGUAAAGAUGGGAGAGAGAGUGCGCAUCAAAUUUGGUGACUUUGACAUUGAAGAUUCUAAUUCUUGCCACUUUAAUUACUUGAGAAUUUAUAAUGGAAUUGGAGUUAGCAGAACCGAAAUAGGCAAAUACUGUGGUCUGGGGUUGCAGAUGAACCAUUCAAUUGAAUCAAAAAGCAAUGAGAUUACAGUGCUGUUCAUGAGUGGAAUUCAUGUUUCUGGAAGAGGAUUUUUGGCUUCAUACUCAGUUAUAGAGAAGCAAGAUCUAAUUACUUGUUUAGACACUGCGUCCAGUUUUCUGGAACCUGAGUUCAGCAAGUACUGUCCAGCUGGUUGUCUGCUUCCUUUUGCUGAGAUCUCUGGGACAAUCCCUCAUGGGUAUAGAGAUUCCUCGCCAUUGUGCAUGGCUGGUGUGCAUGCAGGCGUAGUGUCAAACAUUUUGGGUGGCCAGAUCAGUGUCGUAAUUAGUAAAGGCAUCCCGUACUAUGAAAGUUCUUUGGCUAACAACGUAACGUCUGUGGUGGGACACUUAUCUACAAGUCUUUUUACAUUUAAGACAAGUGGUUGCUAUGGAACACUGGGCAUGGAAUCUGGCGUGAUCGCUGAUGCGCAAAUAACCGCAUCAUCUGUGCUGGAAUGGACGGACCACACAGGGCAAGAGAACAGCUGGAAACCCGAAAAGGCCAGGCUGAAAAAACCUGGACCUCCUUGGGCUGCUUUUGCCACUGAUGAAUAUCAGUGGUUGCAAAUAGAUCUGAAUAAGGAAAAGAAGAUCACAGGCAUCGUAACCACUGGUUCCACCAUGGUGGAGCACAAGUACUAUGUGUCGGCCUACAGAAUCCUGUACAGUGAUGAUGGGCAGAGGUGGACUGUGUACAGAGAGCCUGGUGUGGAGCAGGACAAGAUAUUUCAGGGAAACAAGGAUUAUCACCAGGAUGUGCGGAAUAACUUUUUGCCACCAAUUAUUGCACGUUUUGUUAGAGUGAAUCCUACCCAAUGGCAGCAGAAAAUUGCCAUGAAAAUGGAACUGCUUGGAUGUCAGUUUAUUCCUAAAGGUCGUCCUCCAAAACUUACUCAACCUCCACCUCCUCGGAGCAGCAGUGACCUCAAAAACACUACAGCCCCUCCAAAAAUAGCCAAAGGUCGUGCCCCCAAAUUUACUCAACCACUACAGCCUCGAAGUAGCAAUGAAUUUCCUGCAUACACAGAGCAAACAACUGCCACUCCUGAAAUCAAAAAUACUACAGUAACUCCAAAUGUAACCAAAGAUGUAGCCUUGGCCGCGGUCCUUGUGCCUGUGCUGGUCAUGGCCAUCACCACUCUCAUUCUCAUACUAGUGUGUGCUUGGCAUUGGAGAAACAGAAAGAAAAAAACUGAAGGCACCUAUGACUUACCUUACUGGGACCGGGCAGGUUGGUGGAAAGGAAUGAAGCAGUUUCUUCCUACCAAAUCUGUGGAGCAUGAGGAAACCCCAGUUCGCUACAGCAGUAGUGAAAUGAAUCACUUGAGUCCAAGAGAAGUCACCACAGUGCUGCAGACUGACUCUGCAGAGUAUGCACAGCCACUUGUGGGAGGCGUUGUUGGCGCACUGCAUCAGAGAUCUACCUUUAAACCAGAAGAAGGAAAAGAAGCAGGCUAUGCUGACCUAGAUCCUUACAGCUCCCCGGUGCAAGAAGUUUACCACGCUUAUGCGGAACCACUCCCAAUUACUGGGCCUGAGUACGCAACCCCCAUCGUCAUGGAUAUGUCCGGGCACCCCACAGCUUCAGUUGGUCUGCCCUCAACAUCCACUUUCAAAGCUGCAGGGAACCAACCUCCCCCUCUAGUGGGAACAUACAACACUCUUCUCUCCAGGACUGACAGCUGCUCCUCAGCCCAGGCCCAGUAUGAUACCCCAAAAGGUGGGAAACCAGGUCCAAGUUCCCCAGACGAAUUGGUGUACCAGGUGCCACAGAGCACACAGGAGGUAUCAGGAGCAGGGAGGGAUGGUGAAUGUGAUGUUUUUAAAGAAAUCCUUUGAAGGUGAUGCUGCUUUUUACAAAGCAUCGUUUUAAAAGCACAUGGCCUUUUUUUUAUUGUAUUAGUGGUAGUAAUAUAUAGAACACAUUACGUAUCUGUCACGGAUGUGGUUGGGGGAAAUGUGAUGACCGAGGUACAGGAAACUACUAAUUUUGUCAUCUUGCUUUAAAAGUGUUACUGUGGCACAGUUACUGCUUGCCUAUUGAAUUUCAAACAUCCUGUUUGUUACUACUGUAAAACACUAUUUUAUACAGAAAAAGUUCCCUACUGUGCACUUCAGAGAAAUUAAAAAUCACUGAGAGUAUUUAUUACCAAUGCUGCAGGUACAUUGAUGAACUCGAGAUGGCUCUGUAAGCCUUUCUGGCAAUAACGCAUGGUACUGUUCUUAAAAUGUCUAAUGGCUUGAAACUCUGCUCUUUGUGAAAGGUGGGUACUAUUAUGAUUUCUUCCUCUUCUAUUCCUAUAUUGCUUUCUGAAUUUUUUUUUUAAAAGUGAUAUAAUCAUUGUUUUGAUUACAGUCAUGUAUACUUACCCAUCUUUCCUUAGGAAGAGCUGUAGCUGGGAAACUGACCCGUAGCGAGCAGAGUGAUUUUUCACUUUCUGACACUCUGACGAGCUUUAACAUUUCAUAGUACAUGACCUGGUCUCAUCCCUGUGUGUUCCACCUGGGGCCCUUGGUGGCCGGCCCCAUUCUUGUGUUAUUUAUAAAUGUUUUUUCAGUGGGUGAUGCUUGCUUUAUCAACCUCAUUAAUUCAGAUUCCCUAAUGUUUGUUUCCAUGUGGGAACAGGAACAACUUUACAAAUUAAAAAAGCUACAAAGGAGAUUCUCCCCCCUCCCCAAACUUUAUUUGCAAUGGAAUUUUUCCUAGGAGAGUUGUGAAAAGUUGAGAGCUUUCUAAGUGAACACUGUAAACAAUAGCCACUUACAUUUAUCACCAUGAAAGACAAAGUCAUUCCUCAGGAGUCAUAUAAAUUACCACCCCCCGCCCCCCAGAAUAACCAGAUUUGUCCUCUUUGGUUUUAUAUACACAGAAAUAUUUGUUUUCCACAGUAAACUACUAUAAGAAAUGUAAGCCCAGCAUGUACUCUUCAGCUCUGUGUGAUUAUGCCAUCUGUGUGGCAGGGGGGGGUGAGUAGUCCUUUAUAUCAUACCUAGGGAACAGAUGUUUCAGCAUUCUAGCAAGGGAAAACUCCUGUCUUGUGUUGGAUACCUCUGGGCAACUUCUUUGUCAUCGUUUGCCCAGAACCAGUUUAAAUGACUGAAAUAGAAAUCAUCUGCAAUUUACUAGCCUUAGUGGAAGAAACCACCUUUAAAAGUCUUUAGACUGUUAAGAUGAUAUGAGAAGCUGACCAUAUGAUUAAAAUAUACAACUUUGACAUCCCCUCUUCUAUAAACCUUAGUUUGCAGGCUUAAUAUUGAAAUGUACUUCCCCAUCAGGUUCUAGUCAUUUCUUUUAGCCUGUGCCACCAGAGGAUGAUGGCAGAAUUUGCUAAAUUUGACUUAACAGUGUUCAUUUUGCUUGCUUCCGUGAGUCUUUCAGUUUUGUAAAACAUUGCUUCAAAACAGAACUGCCUAUUUUUACAGCCUCCCUGCCUUCUAGUUGUAUGAUUUUGUUGGUCUUAUUUUCAGUUUUUUCCUUUUUCCAGCAAACUUUUCAGGCAUAAUUUUAUUCACUGAAAAAAGCCAAUACACAUUUUGUUUCAAGAUAUUUGAAACAAAAAGCACAAAUGUUGAACUUUUAUUAAAAUAGAUAUGAAUGUGUAAAGCACAUAUAUUAAUACAGUCAUCCCCUUUCAGGUGGGAAGAGAGUAAACCAAUUGCUUUAUUUUUUUAUUCAUCCUUGGUACACAAAAAUAUACUUUUUCUCAAUCAUAUGCCUGUUUGAAGCUUUAAGAAAAAUGAUUUCAGUAACUAUUUCAUUUUUCCAAAGAUGCUUGCUAUUUUUGUUUGUGUGUACCUGAUUGUUUUCCCAUAGAACUUUUUUUUUUUGAGAAGCAAACGUUUUCUUAAAUAAUGCAUGUUUUAAGACUUGAUUCAUAUAUUGCCACUGUGCUGUCCUUGAACUACCAAUAAUUUUUAUAAAAUACCUAGUUUUUACUACUAUUAUAUAUUUUACUUUCCAAAUGACAAGCUGAGCCUGAUACAAAGGGUUGUUCUGGUUUGUACUUUUUAAGUCAUAUGUUUUCAUAUUAAGAGUUUUGUUUUGGGGGGGGGGGGGGUUGUUUUGUUUUUUCUAACGUGACUAUGUCUGAUAUAUAUACAGCUUUGGAGACAAUCAAGUAACAACUGAAAAUGUGAAAAUAACCAUUUUUUUACAAAAUUUCCUUGAAUUUUUAUUCUUUGCUUGAAACAUGUGAAAGACUUAAGUCACUGUGGCUUAUUGGAUUAAAUUUUUUCCUGUUAAUGCAAUUAUAAAAAAUAGAAUCAGACAUUGGUGCAGGAAAUGUGGCCCUUAAGGUUUCAUAAAAUUACACUGACUUUGCUGUUACUUGAUUUAGGAACCAGCACAGUUAAAGGUAAGAUAUUGUGAAUGCUGAUUUAUGUUUUGUUAAAAGCUGUAACUCUAAACAGAUCCUACUGGUUUUGCAGGGUCUAGCCCAGUUAUUUAAAUUCACGUUUCACUAUAUGCACUUUGCAUUGAACAAUGGGUUUAUUCGCUGUUGAAAUGGUUCAAGUAGAGGAUUUAUACAGUAUUUGAAAUUAUGAUGUUACAUACACACUUGCUUUUCUUCCCUCAACCCACAGGAGGGAACAGAAAAUGAGCUCAUUAAAUAAUGAAUGUGGCCAUAAUUCUAUGGAAUGUGAUAAAGCUUGAACUUCUUUCCCUGGGCUCCACAUUGUCACCUGGAGAGCAAGAGGGUUAUAGAAACACCAUGUCAGAUAAUACAGUUAGAAAGGACGAAUAGAUUAGGUGGGACAAUAAAAGCUUUUCAACCCCUCUUAAAUCAAUGAAGCUCUGCUUAUUUUUAAGAAAAAAAUUAUUACCUAUUGGCUCUGCCUUUCAGUUCUGAACUUGACGUCCCUAAACUGCAAAAUCUAAGAGUUGGAUAUUUUUAGGUCAACCAUGGCACCAGUUCUCAUUUAAUCCAACUUGUGACUAGUUUCUUCUCUCAUCUCCUCUUCUUUUUUUGGCACUGGGAAAGGUAGAAACAAAACACGUAUUGAAAUACGUAUUGGAAAUAGAAAUGGCUUGAGUGUCAGUGAUAUUCUCCCAGAAUGUACUUUUCUUACCUCGGCACGUACUGUAGUCACUCAGUAUUUGUAUAUGUUGCUAGAAUUUAGAUUGUAUAAAUGGUGAGAUUUUAAUGUGUUCUUGUGUUUUUAAUAAAUUGUGUAUGUGUGUCUUGUUCA
This is a messenger RNA of Hippopotamus amphibius kiboko, 6033 nucleotides long. RefSeq names its product discoidin, CUB and LCCL domain containing 2 (gene DCBLD2). Lineage: Eukaryota; Metazoa; Chordata; Mammalia; Artiodactyla; Hippopotamidae. The coding region runs from base 352 to 2682 and encodes 776 amino acids. The transcript has 16 exons. The record is from RefSeq and is a predicted model, not a curated record.